ACGACGAGGACGCCAACAACCAUCUCCACCACCAACACCACCACCACCAAAAACACCACCAUUUUUGCCAGCAAAUCGCCGUCAUCACCCUAAAGAGGCGCGGCGCGCCUAUUCCCCCUCGGUCAAGAUGCAAGGCUUCAACAUGGGCCGGUACAUCCCGCCCUCGGCGGCGGGCACCACCACGUCCGGCAACAGGCUGCACAAGAAACACCCGCUGGGCUCGCGCGCGUCCAAGCUGGCCAGCCACGGCAUCCUGAUCGUGCGCUUCGAGCUGCCCUUCGCCAUCUGGUGCGCGCACUGCCCCCGGCCGACGACCAUCGGCCAGGGCGUGCGCUUCAACGCCGAGAAGCGCCGCGCGGGAAGCUACUACACGACGCCCAUCUGGUCCUUCAAGAUCCGCCACGGCGCCUGCGGCGGCGAGAUCGAGAUCCGCACCGACCCCAAGAACAGCGAGUUCGUCGUCGUCUCCGGCGCCAGGAGGAGGGACUACGGCGCCGACCCGGAACGGGACGACAGCCUGGUCAAGUCCGACUUCGUGAUCCCCACGCCGCGGGAGCGGGCCGAGCAGAGGGAGAGCGCCUUUGGGAAGCUGGAGAAGACCAUCGCCGACCGGGAGCAGCUGGAGAGUGCCAACCAGAGGAUCGGCGAGCUGUUGGAGGCGGCCGAGCGGCAGUGGGAGGAUCCCUAUGCGCUCAAUCAGCGGCUGCGGAAGGCGUUCCGCGAGGGGAGGCACAAGCGGGAGAGAGAGGCGGCCAGGGCAGAGGAGCUGAAGGAAAGGUUGGGGCUGGGGAUCGAAUUGCUGCCGGAGACGGAGGAGGAUGCCAGGAGGGCGAAGCUGGUGGACUUUGGGAGCGUCGACGUCGAGGGUAGUAGCGCCGGUGGGGUGGACAAGGCGCUGGCGAAACCGCUGUUUGACCGCGGACCGGACCGAACAGAGAAGGGGGAGGGUGUCGGCGGGCCGGCCAGAGGAUCGAGGAGACUCAAGUCGGAGAUCGAGGCCGCUCGAAGGCGGGACUACCUUGCCUCGGAGAUCGUCAGCAACACUCGCGCAGCAAAGGACCCGUUUCUCGACUUCAGCAGCAGGGAGGGCACCCCCAAGGGACCCGUCCGGCUGCCUGGCCUCAAAAGGAAGAGGCCGGCUGAAGAGGCAUCAGACACUCCACAAACCGCAUCAGGCACGGGGGGUACGCCAAACAAGGUGGUUCCCACCACUGCUCUGGUCAACUACAACUCGGAUUCGGAGUAAUUAGGUGGCCGCUCUGGUACUCGAUUUCACGACUGUAUGACUGCUUCGGUGGACUUGGCUUAUGGAUAGAUUAUGAUACCCCCGGGAUAGAAAUCGAAUCAUGAUGGUAUUACUGUGAAGCGGUGUAAAAACUAUCUAACCCUGAGUGACUCGCAUUCAACAAGGCAAUUCCCUUGGACAUUGCCCCUUGCCUAACGGCCAAAACCUGAACGAUUCCUUUCCUCCCUUCCUUCAGGAUCACGCGAGUCCCCGCGCCUCGGCCAAACU
Molecule: messenger RNA, 1513 nt
Organism: Thermothelomyces thermophilus ATCC 42464
Lineage: Eukaryota; Fungi; Ascomycota; Sordariomycetes; Sordariales; Chaetomiaceae
Exons: 2
Coding region: 128-1246 (372 amino acids)
Biological process (GO): mRNA splicing, via spliceosome
Cellular component (GO): U2-type spliceosomal complex; post-mRNA release spliceosomal complex
Source: RefSeq, a predicted model, not a curated record